AAUAAUUGAAACUAUCCUUCUCACAUGCAAUCGAACAAUUAUUUCCUUUGACUAUUAAAGAACUGCGGACGUGAGCUUGUUUGCUUAAUGGUCUUGAAUUAAAACAUGUAAAGCCCACAAGCCUAAUCACUACGCGGCUAAUGAGACCAGGUCGUUAAAAACGGUUGACUAUCAGGGGUAUAAUAGUCAAAACACAUGAAAAUUGGCGGUGAAGUAAGCAAACCAUACGUUAGAUUUUGAGUUUUGACGACAUCAAACCUGAAGAAUGUCUAAGUUUUAUUUUUUACGUAUAGCAGAAAUUACGAUCUCACUUUCCUUAACGUUCAGACAUUUAUCUUGACGAAGACACGAACCAUCACUUCAAAUUCUUUGGUCGGCUCAUUGAAAAUCAGAACCUUAUCCAUUAUUUUAAGUUUCCUAUAUAUAUCUUUAUGUGAUAAGGCUAUGAAUCAAGUACUAUUGAUAGAUCACAUCUUGUUUCUGCAAAAUACUCAGCUUCUUUAUAUAGACCGGAGUGACGCGUGAGGAUAACUUUAAUGAUUGCGAUCCAAGAAACGGUGAAAACAGUUGGCUCUUUAAGAUUUUGUGGCAGUGAAUCAGUGGAGACUAGCAAGAGAGAUAUGGUGAUGGAUGAUAAGAUCUAUGUAGCGGUGACAGGGAGAGACCUGGAAAGCAAGUCUAGUCUCGUUUGGGCGAUACAGAACAGUGGAGGCAGAGAGUUUUGCAUCGUCUAUGUCCAGAAACUGCGGCUUUGUAGAAAAGAGAAGGAGAGAGCACAUAAGAGUAUAGACAAGUACCUUAAUAUAUGCAGGCAAAUGCAGGUACUAUUACCAAUUAUCCAUAUGUUUUUGAUUGUACAAGAGAUGUUUGAUUCCUAAAGUUCAAGUUACUUGUGAAUUAGGUCAGUGCAGAGAAGAUAUGUAUUGAAAUGGGUUCAGUAGAGGAAGGGAUCCUCCACUUGAUUUCUAACCGCGAAGUUAAGAAACUUGUCAUGGGAGCAGCAGCUGAUAGACACUAUUCAAUGUAAGUUGGUUUAACAACUUUUUACUAUCUUAAGUAUGGAUGUAUAGAUCAAGUAAAGACUUCAAAUGUUUACAGGAGAAUGAGAGACUUGCAGUCCAAGAAAUCUAUUUACAUUCAUAGAGAAGCACCUGCUACUUGUCAUAUAUGGUUUACAUGCAAGGGAUACUUAAUAUGUUCAAGGUUUGGCUAAAUUUGAGUCACUGUUUGGUCUCUGUAUCAUUGAGAUUUUCUUGUGGUUAUCUUGUUUCACAAAUUAUUUUUGAAUGAUAUCAAUGCAGAGAAGCUAGGAGAAGAGAUCACUUAUAUCUAGAAUGGGCAUCUUUAGAUUCUUCAAGCCAAUCCGAGACGACUAAAGGAACUCAAAGUGUUCCAAGCUCGAGUAUGGUCAAAGAUGAUGAUAGGAUUCAAGUAUCUGAUGCAAUCAAAAUGGUACAUAUAUAAGUUCCUCCAACAUGUUUUUUUGCUUGGACUGGAAACAUCAAACUUUUUCUAACUAUAUCUCUUAACCAAAAUGUAGGCCAAACAGUCAGAAAAUGUGUAUAUCAAUGAGUUGAAAUGUAAGAAAGAAACAGAGAAGGCACUGAGUAAAACUAAAGAAGAACUUGAGAAGAUGAUAAGAAAGCUUCAAUACAAAUACAGCUUAUCAAUGGAAGCAGUGAGAAGACUUAGACAAGAACAAGAAGAGUUGAAGAUAGAGCUUAGAGAAGUAUCAAAGCUGAAGAGUAACCGCAAGAACCAUGGACCACCUCAGUACUUCAUAUGCCCCAUUACACAAGUAAGAGCCAUUAAUGCAAAGGUCAAUGAAAAUGGAAUAAUCAAACUGUUAUAAUCUAAGAUAAGUCAUAACCAGAAAUUUGUUUGUAGGAUGUGAUGGAGGAUCCACAUGUAGCAGCAGAUGGUUUUACAUAUGAAGGGGAAGCCAUAAGUAGUUGGUUUGAGAGAGGACAUGAGACUUCUCCAAUGACUAACAAGAGCCUUCCUCACACCAGCUUGGUUCCAAAUCUUGCUCUUCGAUCUGCAAUCCAAGAAUGGCUUCAAGCAUCAAGCUCCUGAAACAUUAGCAUCUCAUGACAACCAUUCACUCAUCUCUAAUGACAAACAUUUUGUAAUAUAUUAGCCGGUGUUGGUUGGUAUGAGUACAAGUCUUUUGUAAUAUUCUUUUAUUAUUAUGAUAUUUGUAAUAUUCUUUUAUUAUUAUGAUAUUGUUUUGUAAAUCAUAGUUUUUUUAUUACUACUAUAUAUUUAUUUAAACGUAAAAUAUAUUAACAGAUGAAUAUAUAUGACCUCGACAUAUUCCUUGAUGAAAAAUCUGAUUGAGUCCUAUAUAACAUGGUGCAAUUUUUCAAAGUUCAACUCAAAUAUUUUUAUAUAUUAUAUGUAUAAACGAUCAUUGACUAAUCUCCUUGAGUUUGAUAAGUCACAAGAAAUAAUAAUAGAUAUACAAACUCCAGAUGGAAUAUUCGAAAGAACAAGAGUAACACAAGAAAGGGUAGACACAUGCUUCCAUCGGAUCUUUUCUUUCUUGAUUCCCAAAUAUAUCUGAACAUUUGGGAAGAAGAAAGUAUGGAGUUUCAGGGAGCAAGAGAGAACAACAUGGAGGAGGAGGAAGAAGCAGCAGAGGAGAGAAUAUACGUUGCUGUAGGGAGCGAAACUGCCAAGAACAAGUCAAAUCUCACAUGGGCUAUAGAUAACUCUGAAGGAAGAAAGAUCUGUAUCGUUCUUGUUCACCAGCCUGCUCAAAUGAUUCCUGUUUUGGGUACCAAAUUUCAUGCUGCAACGGUAGAUGAAGAGUUAGUGAGAGCAUACAGAGAAAAAGAAAAGGCGAAAGCAGACAAGAUUCUUGAUGAGUACCUUAGAAUUUGCCUGCAGAAAAGGGUCCACGCAGAGAAGCUGUGCGUUGAGAUGGACUCGAUAGAGAAGGGAAUAGUGCAGAUGAUUUCUCAGAACAGAGUCAAGAAGUUUGUAAUGGGAGCAGCUGCAGACAAACACUAUUCAACGAAAAUGGUGGAUUUGAGAUCGAGGAAAGCCAUCUUUGUCUGCCAACAAGCAUCCGUGACUUGUCACAUUCGGUUUGUCUGCAAAGGACAUCUCAUCCAUACAAGGGAACCUAUAAUAAAUGAAGGAGAAGAAGAAGAGGAGAGAAUAUCAAGAACCAGUUCAUGUCGGUCUGCUAGUACAUCGUCAUACUAUGGAGGAUCUGAAGCUUCAUCAAGUAUAGAUGAAGCUUCAUCAAGCAUAGAUGAAGCUUCAUCAAGUAUAGAUGAAGUUUCAUCAAUUAUAACGGAAGAGACAAUAUCAAACCACUCACCUCCUCCCUCUUUACCUUGCAGCGGGAUGGGACUAGGCAUGAUAACCUUCCUGAUCAACUCCACCAAACUCUUGCAUAGGCUUGCCAUCCAAAACCAAAAGCAGCCUGAGUGACCCCACCCUUACCUGAAAAGGUGAUGAAGUGGAUUUUAAACCCUUGGAGGAAGUUGGAGAAGCAGUUAAUGAAACAGGUCAAGUCUGAGUUUAUGUGGGUUAUGGACUUGGAGGAAGAUGAACUUAUGGAGCUUAGAGUUAUGAACUUAUGGAGUUAUAGUUUGUAAUUUGUAUGCACGUAUGAAGUUAUGCUAUGUAUGAACUUAUGGAGUUAUGGUUUGUAUAAUUACACUUAUGGAGUUAUGCUAUGUAUGAACUUAUGGAA
Brassica napus (rape) is the source of this 3709-nucleotide messenger RNA. RefSeq names its product U-box domain-containing protein 33-like. Bases 2521 to 3444 code for a protein of 307 amino acids. The transcript is spliced from 9 exons. NCBI's taxonomy places the organism in Eukaryota, Viridiplantae, Streptophyta, Magnoliopsida, Brassicales, Brassicaceae. The record is from RefSeq and is a predicted model, not a curated record.